This is a messenger RNA of Cygnus atratus (black swan), 2734 nucleotides long. RefSeq names its product golgi associated kinase 1B (gene GASK1B). The coding region runs from base 497 to 2143 and encodes 548 amino acids. Lineage: Eukaryota; Metazoa; Chordata; Aves; Anseriformes; Anatidae. The transcript has 5 exons. Gene Ontology annotation, cellular component: Golgi apparatus. The record is from RefSeq and is a predicted model, not a curated record.
AUGUAAGUUUAUAGCAGUUCACAUGCAAACAACCUCUCAGUACGGUUAGGCUCCAAAGAGUAUUUAGCUUGUAAUGAAAUACCUACAUGUAGACCAUAUUUAAAAAUGAAAUAUGUGCUAGCAUACUUUGAGAAUGUCAGUUUUACUAAGUUAUUUUUGUUAACCUAAGGAGUUUACCAGAACAAAGGAUGAGUCAAGCUGAAUAGUUUGCAAAGGAGAACUUCAGAUAUUUUAGGCUACAAGUCAGUAAACUUUGCUUACGUAGCUGGCUCCAUUCAUUCUCUGAAGCCAAUCACUUGCCCCGUGGUGGCUGAUAAGUAUUUAACAGCUUGUAGAGGUGGAGUGUCUGGAUCCUUAGUACUGAACACAUUCCCAGGCAUAUCAGUAGCCUCUGUCCAUCAUCCAUGCUGGAAGCUAUUUGGAAAAGGAGAAAUAGAAAUCGGGGAAGGGAAAUCAUGCAUCAUCAUCAUCCUGGCUGGAAUGUACGGAAGACUUUAUGCUGUUUUCAUCAUGCGGAUUUGCUAGAGAAAUGACCUUCUUUGAUCAGCCAGGUAAAAUCAAAAACUUGUUUAUUUGCUGCCUCUGCUCCCCACGGGUGCUGAGGCUGUGGACCUGCAGGCGACCGAGGACAAGGAGGAAUGUGCUGGUGGGCACUGCUUGUGUGAUCUACCUGGGAUUCCUUGUCAGUCAAGUGGGUCACGUUUUACCCCAGCACAAAGGAGGACACCAAAAAAUCAGUUCCAGAAGUCUCCAAGAUGCAGCUCAAACUCCUUUUCUGGGCAUCCCACUGGAUGGCACCCUGUCACCACCCAGCUUCCAGGAACCCCAGCUUGGUGGCAAUGGGACCUCGGUGCCACCCAACGUAGUUUAUAUCACCCUGCGGUCCAAGCGCAGCAAGCCUGCCAACAUCAGAGGCACGGUGAAGCCAAAGCGCAGGAAGAAACAUGCAAUCCCUUUGUCCUAUGGGCAGCACUUUCCGAAAGCCGCUUUCACUGGCCAGGAAGAGACCUUUGUCCAGCAGCCGGGGAGGGCCACGCGUGCUGAAGGCGCAAAGGGAGCAGCAAUAGCUCCUGAGGCAGGAAAGCACCACCUGGAUGAACACAGGCAGAAAGACAUGGCAAUCGGGAAGCGAGGUCACCAGAAACCUGGGGGGAUUUCUGGAGGUCUAAAGGCACAGCGCCAGGCUGAGGAGAGCAAUAUCAGGAUUUACAGUGAGAGCUCUCCCUCUUGGCUGAGCAAAGAAGAUAUCCUAAGCAUGCGUAUGCUGGCAGAUUCUCCGAUAGAGAGCAUCCAAGAAGUACCUUCUCAGAAAGCAGUCCUGGUAGUAUUUGAGAGGGGUCCCAGCACCACAGAAGCUGCUUGUAAUCGAGGGCACUGUGGCAUCAUCAAACGACCUCUUGACAUGAGCGAAGUGUUUGCCUUUCAUUUGGAUAGGAUCUUGGGGCUAAACAGGAGCUUACCUUCUGUAAGCAGGAAAUCGGAGUUCUUCCAAGCCGGUCAAGCCUGUCCUGUUAUUCUCUGGGAUUCCUCACUGAGUCCAACAGAUAACAAUACCCAUUCUUCAGUGAGAUUAACCUGGGGGAGAUAUCAGCAACUAUUGAAGCAGAAAUGCUGGCAGAAUGGUAAAGUUCCCAAAGUUGAGUGGGGCUGUACUGAAAUCCACCAUCAUGAAUGGUCCAAGAUGGCACUCUUUGAUUUUCUUCUGCAGAUCUAUAACCGGCUAGACAGAAACUGCUGCGGAUUCAAACCUCUGAAGGAAGAUUCCUGCGUGCAGCAAGGGCUGACGCUGAAAUGCAGCAAUCAGGAUGCUGUCGACCUGACACACAUAGUGCAGAGAAGGCAUGACCGAAGGCAUUUGGCCUUUAUAGACAAUAAUGGUUUCUUUGACAGAAGCGAGGACAAUCUUGACUUCAAAAUACUGCAAGGAAUCAAUGAAUUCCCUGAAUCUGCAGUUUCAGUGCUGAGGAGCCAGCGUUUACGGGAGAAGUUGCUUCAGUCUUUGUUCCUUGACAAAGUAUACUGGGAGAGCCAAGGAGGCAGGAAAGGAAUUGAAAAGCUUAUUGAUGUAAUAGAAAGGAGGUCCAAAAUUCUUCUUACUUAUAUAAAUGCACAUGGAGCCAAAGUACUGCCCAUGAAUGAAUGAGCUUCUGAGGGACAGUCUUUAAAAAAUUUUGUGUGAGGCAAAAACUGACAGUAAAAUUGAUUUACUUCAUAGGCUUAUUUAAUUUUUAUUUUUCCAGACUUUCAAGUUUAUUUUUAAAUAAGAAGUUUUACAUGGUUUAAAAGCAUCAUUUAAAUGUCGGCUGCAGCUCAACACAGUGCGGUUCUAUGUCACCAGUGAAAUGAAAUGAAAAAAAGUCAAAUAGUACAAUAAAUGAUGUAGUAAUAUGCACACACCAUGAACACUCCUUCUGUUAAUAUGUUUGAGAAUUAGCAACAGUAUUUUCAGUACAUUAGUCUGGAUUACUCUUACUCUCAUCAUUCAAGUCAGUAAAAGUUUUAUUGCAAAUUUAAAUGGGAACAUAGAUUUAAGGCACUUAACGCAGAUGAAAACUGCCAUUACAUCUACAUACUGAAACAUACCUAGUACAGGAAUUUAUCUUUUUGAUUAAGAACACUAAAAUUCUAGCAUUUCCCAAUGUAUUUUAUUUUGAUCUUUUGAAAUCUAAGAACUAGAUUCAACUCUUUUAAAUGCUAUUGGAUGUGAAUAAAAUUUAGAUUCAGAGUGAGGAGA